GUCACCUACUGAUGCUUUUUCUCCUUUCGAUUCAAGGCCGCUACUAGGAUGUUUCGAUGAGUUACCGCAGUCAGCACAUGUUUUUAUAAAUGUAUCAACUAAUGAUGGUCUUCCUCACUGUGGUGUAGUAACUUUUACUUUCUUUUAA
Messenger RNA from Dentiscutata heterogama, 148 nucleotides. Lineage: Eukaryota; Fungi; Glomeromycota; Glomeromycetes; Diversisporales; Gigasporaceae. The record is from the annotation of a GenBank genome assembly.